Messenger RNA from Physella acuta, 526 nucleotides. Its product is annotated as coagulation factor X-like. Gene Ontology annotation, molecular function: serine-type endopeptidase activity. The record is from RefSeq and is a predicted model, not a curated record. Gene Ontology annotation, biological process: proteolysis. NCBI's taxonomy places the organism in Eukaryota, Metazoa, Mollusca, Gastropoda, Physidae.
AGAUGAAUCGUACACCUGUGGGACCCGACCUAUGGAAGACUACCUUAGUGACUGGGAUUCCCAGGGCAUACUUCCAAAAGUUUUUGGAGGCCACGACGCUGAUCACGGUUCGAUUCCAUGGCAGGCCAACCUGAUGCUGAACGAAGAACAAUUUUGCGGAGGAACGAUUUUAAGUGAAUACUGGGUACUGACUGCUGCCCACUGUUACAACAAAUACGCCAAUUAUAAAGUAGUUGUUGGAGACAUUGACCAAUUGAAAGACGAAGAUGAAGAUGAAAAGUUUAAAGUAGAGAAGUUCAUCAAACACAAAGACUACUUCCUAAAUAUAUCUGAUGGUAAUGUAGUUAAGAUAAUCAACGACAUCGCUCUGAUCAAAAUCAAGCCGAAGUACGGCCGUGGGUUCCAGUUCAAUGACUACAUCCAGCCGGCGUGCCUGCCAGAUUCUGACGCGAAACCCGAGCCUCAUCAGAAGUAUAUAGCCUCUGGAUGGGGCUAUACAUCUCCAACUGGUAUGUUUCCAAUUUAA